UCCGGUCCAUACAGAAGACAGUGAAUACGUUGUGCUAUCAGCUCCAAACGCUUUAAUGCCACUGUUGCUGUUUUUUCAUGUGGAGAACAAAAGUGAUAAUGAUUUAAGAGAAGAAAAACCAUUAUAGCUGCUAAAAUAACGACAACAUUACAGGCGUCCACUUCGCGUUUCUCCGCCCUUCCCGGAAAACUGAAGCGAGUCGUCAUUAUUUUUAUUUCUUCAGGUGACGUGUAGUCGGAGCCCGUUUUCGUCUCCUACUUCUGUCAGUAGAAGUACUGAGUGUACAGAGACAAGCGGAGGGGAUCGUUUUUAGCGCACCUCUUCCAGGAUGUCCCCGGUGUUCGGCUGCAGCGUUCGGGCUUCUCGGUGAGCGCUAUCGGAGCCGAGCGGACCGUCGGGGCCUGGAGUCCGAGGAAUCCGGCGACCAGACUGGUUCAGUGGGUUCUGCAGCAUCGGGACGGAGGUGUCAGGGCGGUGUUGCACGUGGUGGAACUGGAUAGCUCCCUGGUGGCUACAGGAGGACGAUGGCAGUGCUCUGCUUCUUGAUCCUGGGCUUGUUCUCAGGCUGGGCAGCGAGCUACAAGAAGGGAGACAAUGUGACUCUUUACGUCAACAAAGUGGGCCCUUACCAUAAUCCUCAGGAGACGUAUCACUACUACACUCUGCCUGUUUGCAGACCAGAUAAGGUGCACCACAAGUCCCUGAGUCUGGGCGAAGUGCUGGACGGUGACCGAAUGGCUGAGUCUUUGUAUUUCAUCCGUUUCCAAGAGAACGUGGAGAGAAAAACUCUCUGCAAGCUCACGCUGUCGGAAAAACAGGUGGACGAGCUUCGUGAAGCCAUCGAGGAGCUGUACUACUUUGAAUUUGUCCUGGAUGAUAUUCCCAUCUGGGGCUUUGUGGGAUACAUUGAAGAGAGCGGCUUCCUGCCUCACAGCCACAAGGUGGGCUUGUGGACUCACCUAGACUUCAACAUCGAGUACAACGGCGACUCCGUGAUCUUUGCCAAUGUCUCAGUGAAGGACGUCAAGCCCUUUCCCUUGGAGGAGGGGGCGGGAGCAGCGGUGGGCGGGGUGGGUGUGGGCGGAGGCAGUCUGACGGUCACGCACACCUACAGCGUCCGCUGGUUCGAGUCCAACCUGCCUUCUGCUCGGAGAGCCGAGCGCCUUAGAGAUUACUCGUUCUUCCCGAAAACGCUGGAGAUCCACUGGUUGUCUAUCAUCAACUCGCUGGUGCUGGUGGUGCUGCUGCUGGGCUUCGUCAUUAUCAUCCUGAUGCGGGUCCUUAAAAAUGACUUUGCCAGGUACAAUGUGGAAGAGGAGGGCGGCUGCGAUGAUUUGGAUCAAGGAGACAACGGCUGGAAAAUCAUACACACUGAUGUUUUCAGAUUCCCGCCGUUUAAAAGCCUUUUGUGCGCUGUUCUCGGAGUUGGAGCUCAGUUCUUAACUCUGGCCACAGCCAUUAUCGUCAUGGCGUUGCUGGGAAUGUUCAACGUGCACCGGCACGGGGCCAUCAACUCGGCCGCCAUCGUGCUGUACGCGCUCACCAGCUGCGUGUCCGGCUACGUCUCGUGCAGUUUCUACACGCAGAUCAACGGGCAGCGCUGGGUGUGGAACAUCAUCCUCACAUCAUCUCUUUUCUCAGCUCCGCUCUUCUUCACUUGGAGCGUAGUGAACUCGGUCCACUGGUGGAGCGGCUCCACGCAGGCUCUGCCGGCCACCACCGUGCUCCUGCUGCUGGGCGCCUGGGUGCUGGUGGGCUUCCCCCUCACCGUCAUCGGCGGCAUCGUGGGGAAGAACCGAGCUGGCAACUUCCAGGCACCGUGCCGCACCCGCAACAUACCCCGGCAGAUCCCGCCGCAGCCCUGGUACAAACACACCAUCGUGCACAUGGCCAUUGGUGGCUUCCUGCCUUUCAGUGCCAUCUCAGUAGAACUCUACUACAUCUUCGCCACCGUUUGGGGCAGAGAACAUUACACCCUGUACGGCAUCCUGCUCUGCGUCUUCGCCAUCUUGCUCUCGGUGGGCGCCUGCAUCUCCGUCGCUCUGACCUACUUCCUGCUGUCGGGAGAGGACUACAGGUGGUGGUGGCGGAGCGUGCUGAGCACUGGAUCCACGGGCCUCUUCAUCUUCGUCUACUCCGUCUUCUACUACCGCAACCGCUCCUCCAUGAGCGGCCUGGUUCAAAGCUCCGAGUUCUUCGGAUACUCGCUGCUGACGGCGCUGGUGUUCACGCUGAUGCUGGGCAGCGUGUCGUUCUGGACCUCUCUGGCGUUCAUUCGCUACAUCUACCGCAGCCUGAAGAUGGAUUAAAUUCGAGACGGCCCCAAGACGAACCUUUUAAGCAAACAUAUUGACAGUGCGUUUUCUGUGACUCUAUGUCUCCUGUUGUAUUAAUGGGAGAAGAAAUAGGGGCCUUGAACUUCCCAUGAAGGGUUAGUAAUGAACUCAAAUAGCAUUUUUGUUUUUCAGCUGAACAAGGGAAACUUGGUGCAUCAGUGGGCAGAUGAAGGGACACGUGGAAGUGUGGGUUUUAGAAAGAAAGCAAGGUAUUUCACUUUAAGGGGAAGAUUGCUCUCAGUUUGCAUUAGGAAUACAACAUGCGACAUGUCUGAUGCAGUACGCUGGACCUUCUGGCAUAUUAACAAUGGGUUUUGACCAAAAUCUUAUUUGCUGCAUCUGCAGGCUAUUAAAAGUUCUAGUACAUCAAUAAUAUAAUGUAGAAUUGAUUAUGCAGCAGUGCAACUGAUACUUGCAGUGAAUAUUCCCAAACCCAUUAGGGAAAAAAAAAAGUCUAUUCAGAUGUUUUGCACCAAGUCUGUAGUUGUUUUUAUCCUGACAGUGGAUGGAAGAAAUUAUGCCUUGUAGAUUUAAGGAGUUUUUGCUAAUUGUUGGUGAAGGGGAGCAAUAUUGUAAUUGUAUUGUAUGGUCACCAUCAACUUUGGUUCUGAUGUAAAUACUUUUUUCAAUAAAGUGCUUUUUAAUACAACAAUGUA
This is a messenger RNA of Poeciliopsis prolifica (blackstripe livebearer), 2992 nucleotides long. RefSeq names its product transmembrane 9 superfamily member 1 (gene tm9sf1). Lineage: Eukaryota; Metazoa; Chordata; Actinopteri; Cyprinodontiformes; Poeciliidae. Gene Ontology annotation, cellular component: membrane. Bases 525 to 2309 code for a protein of 594 amino acids. The transcript has 9 exons. Gene Ontology annotation, biological process: protein localization to membrane. The record is from RefSeq and is a predicted model, not a curated record.